CUCCACCCCCCGCCCUCCGGGCUCCUGCUCCCGGGAGCCCCGCAAACCCCGCUCCGCCCGCGCCCCGCACAGCACCGAGGCUCCCGGCCCGGUCCGCCCCGCUGCCCCUCCCCGGGGCCAUGGGGGCACCCCCGGGCUACCGACCCUCUGCCUGGGUGCAUCUCCUCCACCAGCUGCCCCGCGCCGACUUCCAGCUCCGCCCGGUGCCCAGCGGCUUUGCUCCCCGCGACCAAGAGUACCAGCAGGCCCUGCUGCUGGUGGCAGCCUUGGCUGGGCUUGGCUUAGGCCUGAGCCUCAUCUUCAUCGCUGUCUACCUCAUCCGCUUCUGCUGCUGCAGGCCUCCAGAACCCCAUGGGGCCAAGAGUCCCCCACCCGGAGGAGGCUGCGUCACCUGGAGCUGCAUCGCUGCCCUUCUCGUGGGCUGUGCCGGCAUUGGCAUUGGUUUCUAUGGUAACAGCGAGACCAGCGAUGGGGUGUCCCAGCUCAGUUCAGCACUGCUGCACGCCAACCACACGCUCAGCACCAUUGAUGACGUGGUGCUGGAAACGGUAGAGAGGCUGGAUGAAGCAGUGAAGACGGAGCUGACCACCCUGGAGGAAGUGUUGUCGGACCGCAUGGAGCUGGUGGCUGCCACCCGGGGAGCCCGGAGGCAGGCUGAAGCUGCAGCUCAGCACCUGCAAGGACUGGCCUUCUGGCAAGGAGUGUCCCUGAGCCCAGUACAGGUGGCUGAAGAUGUGACUUUCGUGGAGGAGUACAGGUGGUUGGCCUAUGUCCUCCUGCUGCUCUUGGUGCUUCUGGUUUGUCUCUUCACCCUCCUGGGCCUGGCAAAGCAGAGCAAAUGGCUGGUGGUUGUGAUGACUGCCAUGAGUCUCCUGGUGCUUGUCCUGAGCUGGGGUUCUAUGGGCCUAGAGGCUGCCACAGCUGUGGGCCUCAGUGACUUCUGCUCCAAUCCAGACACCUAUGUGCUGAACCUGACCCAGGAGGAGACGGGGCUCAGCUCAGACAUCCUCAGCUAUUAUUUCCUGUGCAACCAGGCGGUCUCCAACCCCUUCCAACAGAGGCUGACGCUGUCCCAGCGUGCUCUAGCCAGCAUCCACUCUCAGCUGCAGGGACUGGAGCGGGAAGCUAUCCCUCAAUUUUCUGCUGCACAGAAGCCCUUGCUAUCCUUGGAGGAGACACUGAAUGUGACAGAAAGAAGCUUCCACCAGUUGGUGGCGCUGCUGCACUGCCGCAGUCUGCACAAGGACUAUGGCUCAGCACUCCGAGGCCUGUGUGAAGAUGCCCUGGAGGGCCUACUGUUCCUGAUGCUCUUUUCUCUCCUGUCUGCGGGGGCCCUGGCCACCACUCUGUGCAGCCUGCCCCGUGCCUGGGCCCUCUUCCCGCCCAGUGAUGACUACGAUGACACGGAUGACGACGACCCUUUCAACCCUCAGGAAUCCAAACGCUUUGUGCAAUGGCAGUCUUCCAUCUGAGCCUCCCCUCCGGUCUGGAGUCUGCCUCUCCUCUAUGCUCCUUUCCUGGCUGCUGGAGAAGGCCCCACUAACCUGACCUUGACUGGGCUCUGACCACUAACACUGCUGGCUAUGGACACCUCACAUAGGAUGGCAUCCUGCUCUGGCCCUAACAUCCCCCCAUCCCCAUUUCUCCUUAGCACAGGGGAUUGCUGAGGUGGCAUAACAGGGACCAGGGGUGGCUGGGAAGGGGGCUGACCUAUACAGCCUGGUGUUCCUCACCUCUGGCUGCCAGUCCUAUCCUUGGGGGAUGAAGCUGGAGGCAGGUACAGGCAUGUCCCUGUUUCCGGCCAUGCCCCAGCGAUCUCAACCUAUGGUACUAACUUGGAAGAGGGCUGAUUUGAAAUAAAAGGGAAGGCUUUAUUUUACAAGCAGCUAGGUCCUUCUUAUCCACCCCUGUCCCCCACUAUGAGAGAAGGAAGUCCUGACUAGGCUAGGGACACUGCUCCUCUGGUGGUUGAAAGGCAACUCUCCUCUUGUCCAGGCUCAGCACUGCAUUGCUUCUAAAAGUAACAUGUGAAUCCUGACAAGGGGGAAGACGCAGAUCCCGGAAGAGAAUAAGCCUAGCACUAAAUCUAAACAGGCGUGCAUCCAUGGGAACAGAGUCAAGCUUCCAGUCCCGUGGAAUGUCCAAAGCCUGCUAGGUUUAGGAACGGCGUGGAAUCAACUUGCUUCCUAGCAGCUCACACCCAGCACAAGACUCCAGAAAACCAACGCUUGUAUCAGAAUAGGGACAGAAGUCUACAGAGAGAAAGUAGAAUAUUUGCUUAUAGCACCACCAGGGUGGUGUGAAGGGGGAAGGGUUUAGGAAGAUAGUAUAAAUCCAGACAGGAAAAGAUGAGGCUCUCAAUAAGUUAUCAAGUAAAAACAAACAUGGCAGAGUCAAAAGGGAAAUGUACUGUCUGGGAAACAAUACCUAUGUAGUUCUCGUUUGUUUAAAAAAAAAAAAUAGUACACAUGGCAAAGAAAAACGUUAAUACAUAAACAUAAUUCAAAAAGCUUCUAUUAUCUAACAAAAAACAACUCAAUUUAAUAAGUAACUGAGAUGAACAUAGGAAAAAACAAAAACCCCAUGACAAAUGGAUAAAAUUGUCUUUUUUAUUUUGUCUUUUUUGUUGUUUUGUUUGGAGACAGGGUUUCUCUGUGUAGCCCUGGCUGUCCUGGAACCCUCUUUGUAGACCAGGCUGGCCUUGAACUCAUGGAGAUAAGCCUGCCUCGCCUCCCUAGUGCGGAGAUUAAAGGCGUGUAUCACCACACCCAACUAAAUUAUUCAAAUUCUAAUGAUUAGCAAACACAACGUGCAACUCCCCCCCCACCCCCCUUUCUAGUACCUAUUUGUUGUGGACUUUAAAGUGGAGUGUUGGCUGGUAGCGGUCUGGAGGCCCAGGGAAGAGGCUCUCUGAAUAUGCUGCCCAGAGGCUGUGAAUCACCAGCUAUGUGAAAAUAAUAAUAAAAAAGCAAGACAGACAAACAAAAAACCCUGCUCACAUGUGAGAGGAUAAAAACCGCAUCUCUUAACCUGGUAAUCCUUUGGGGGACCAGCUUCCAGAAAAAAAUGACCAAGCAACCCCUGGCUCAGUUAAACCCUGGAGACAAAACAGUAAUCUGCCACAGUGGGACUCGCCCAAAGACCAGCAGCUCUGCACGGGAAGAUGGCAGAGCAGGAUCCUCAAGUGAUGCACAGAAGCACCAGGGGGGAUCCCUGGCUCUUGCACAGUGCUGGGUUGGAUUCCUAGGGGUCCUAGUCCUGGCACCUCAGUGUUAAUGUGGGCCAAGUUAUUUGACUCACUGAACCUCUUUUUUAUUUUAUUAUUUUAUUUUACUGGUUUUUUUGAACCUCAGUUGUGUGGUGAAGCAAAUGGGUAUCAUAAACCCAGAAAACAGCUCUUGACAGGAUGGGUAAAAAAGCAAGACAAAUGCAACAUGUUGCUCUGGGUUACGCUAUGGCACACCGGAAACAGUGAGAAAGAACGCCCACGUCUAAAGUCUGCGGCUUAGUUCAGAAUAUUAAAGCAAUGUCAAUUUCUUACUUUUAACAAAUAAACCAUGGUGAAUUCGAGGUGUGGAAUCUAGCAAUAGGGAAAACUGGGCAUAGUGUGCCCAGUUCCUGUAUUACUUUUGCAAUUUCUGUAAACUUAAAUAUAUUCUAAAAUAAAAGUUCAUUAUAAAAAAAAAAA
This is a messenger RNA of Mus pahari (shrew mouse), 3688 nucleotides long. It is a transcript of the gene Ttyh1, whose product is annotated as tweety family member 1. The transcript has 14 exons. Gene Ontology annotation, molecular function: volume-sensitive chloride channel activity; intracellularly calcium-gated chloride channel activity. Lineage: Eukaryota; Metazoa; Chordata; Mammalia; Rodentia; Muridae. Gene Ontology annotation, cellular component: smooth endoplasmic reticulum membrane; plasma membrane. Bases 120 to 1472 code for a protein of 450 amino acids. The record is from RefSeq and is a predicted model, not a curated record.